AUGGCACAAAAAUCUGACCAAGACCUUCAACUAACAGACUCCACACCACAAGCUGAAAGGGAACAGUACAUCGAUAAUUCCCCCGACGUAACCGAAGAAAAUACCGUAGCUAAUGGGUCCAAUACUAAAGAUGAUUUUGAGACCAUCCAUUCUCAACCUGUAGCCAUAAAUGAUAUGACUUUAGAACCAAACAGAUCAAGAACUUCAGAGUUCAACGGUAGAUCUAGUUAUUCCAUAAGUGAAGCCGGUAGUGGUUAUGAUAGAGAUGAAAAUGAAUGUACCGAGUUUUGUCUUGAUUUCUGUACUUGUUUCGGUUUAUUCGAUAACUGUUGCCCUACCGACUCAGAUGGUUGUGUUACCUCGACAGCUGUAUUUAUAGGUAAUAUUUUAUUCGCAUGUUGUAGAUGUAAGUAA
Molecule: messenger RNA, 414 nt
Organism: Yamadazyma jaroonii
Lineage: Eukaryota; Fungi; Ascomycota; Pichiomycetes; Serinales; Debaryomycetaceae
Source: the annotation of a GenBank genome assembly